AUGGCUGACAAACAUACAGGGAUUUACCACUCAUCAGCCGUUGUCCCGGCAACAAGUGAGGAUCUCCGGAAGUUGUGUGAAGAACUCCGCCUUGGCUGCAGUGAUGAGGACAUCGCCGGGGUCCGGGACAACUUCAGACAGUACUCUGCAUGUCUGCAGCGUGUGUACGACCUGCCCGACCUCUCCCUCCCCGUCAAAUACCCCCGGACCCCGGGGCACCGACCAACACAGGCCGACAACCCCUGCAACGCCUGGUACUGGUGUUGUGACAUCAAGGGAUCUGGUUCGGGGCUACUGCUCGGCAGAACAGUCGGGGUCAAGGACAACAUUGCUGUAGCCGGGGUCCCAAUGAUGAACGGAAGUCGUCUCCUGGAGGGAUAUGUUCCUGAGUUCGACGCCACAGUCGUCACACGAAUUUUAGAUGCAGGUGGGAACAUCACCGGCAAGACGUCGUGUGAGGACAUGUGUAUCAGUGGAUCGAGCUUCCUGAAUGCCAGAGGGCCAGUGAGACACCCACAUGAUAAAUCACGUGACUGUGGUGGAUCAUCCUCGGGAAGCGCUGCACUGCUCAGCCUUGGCGAGAUAGACCUAGCUCUUGGUACUGAUCAGCUCGGCUCCAUCCGCAUCCCUGCCUCCUGGACGGGCGUGGUCGGGCUGAUGCCCACAUUCGGUCUCGUGCCCUUCACUGGGGCAGCAUCUAUAGACACAUGCAGAGACGUCAUCGGGCCCAUGGCUAGAACAGUCACAGACUGCGCUCUGCUGUUGCAGGUCAUAGAGGGAGAUGAUGACAAUAAAGACCCAAGGCAAUCAGGAAAGAUUCCUCCUCAAAACUACAUACAAAAGCUUGAUAAAGGCAUCGAGGGCUGUAAGAUCGGUGUGCUGAAAGAAGGUUUUGAGAUGUGUACCUGUCAAUCUGUGUGUGAUGUCGUCAGUAUGGCCGCCCGGAGGUUGACUGAUGCUGGCGCGGACGUGGAGGAUGUGUCUAUUCCAGAACAUGCUGAUGGGCUUGCGAUAGCUUCCGUGAUAGCCACCGAAGGGACCUACAACUGCAUGAUUAAAGGGAACGGUUUUGGCUUCUCGUGGAAGGGAUUCUAUCCCACAAGUCUCCAGGAAGCAAUAAGUAAAGGUUAUGCAGCCCGACCACACGAGUUGUCCCCCCUUGUCAAGACCUACUCACUUCUCGGUGAGUAUAUGUAUCGGAAGUACGGAAGCAAGUUCUACUCCAAAGCACAGAAUCUGGCCCUGAUGUUGAGGAAACGAUACGACGAGGCAUUAAAGACAUAUGACGUCAUUAUAAUGCCCACAGCCACACAUCUGCCACCAAGGUUGCCUGGGAGAGAUGCAAGUUUAAAAGAUAUCCUUGACCGUGGCUUGUCGAUGUUCGGGAAUACAGCCCCCUUCAACUGCACUGGUCAUCCCGCCCUCACUGUCAACGCCGGUCGUGUCGAGGGACUUCCGGUCGGUAUGAUGAUUGUUGGCAGACAUUUUGAUGACCUCACGAUAUUACAGGUGGCAAGAGCCUAUGAGAAGAUCCGAGAAGACUAAUCGAACAUCAAUCAUAGAACACUACUUUAGUCAUUUUGUGUUUGUCCAGGGAUAAGGAUUGUGUGAAGAAGUAUAGCAUUAUACUAUAACAGAGAUGAUUCUUUCUUACUUAAUAGUCAAGAUAAUAAAGUACUUUUUUCUUAUCGUGCUUAAAGAGAA
Molecule: messenger RNA, 1704 nt
Organism: Haliotis rufescens (red abalone)
Lineage: Eukaryota; Metazoa; Mollusca; Gastropoda; Lepetellida; Haliotidae
Product: amidase-like
Exons: 11
Coding region: 1-1545 (514 amino acids)
Molecular function (GO): catalytic activity
Source: RefSeq, a predicted model, not a curated record